Messenger RNA from Cyphomyrmex costatus, 1908 nucleotides. It is a transcript of the gene Lamp1, whose product is annotated as lysosome-associated membrane glycoprotein 1. Gene Ontology annotation, biological process: establishment of protein localization to organelle. The record is from RefSeq and is a predicted model, not a curated record. Bases 333 to 1370 code for a protein of 345 amino acids. Gene Ontology annotation, cellular component: plasma membrane; lysosomal membrane; late endosome membrane. The transcript is spliced from 6 exons. Lineage: Eukaryota; Metazoa; Arthropoda; Insecta; Hymenoptera; Formicidae.
CUUCAGUUGCCAGUUUGGCAUUUGUCGUUGGUGAUAAAGUAGUUCAAUUUGACCUACUUGGUUUGAGAAUGUGAUUUAGUUGAUCUAGUUUAUGUAAAAGAUUCGUUCAUUUGACCUGUUCGUUCGCGAACUACCUAUCUCUACGGCAUCUAACCUACAUUAAACAUUUUCCUAGACCGCGUCAAUCUCGAUUAGGGACAAUUAGGGAUCAGCUCGCUUGGACUUAUAGGACAGUGCAGGAACAAAAAACGGACCCAUUGUUACGUAUUGUGUCUGGUACUCCGGUAGUGUGUGUCGCGAUACGGAUACGAAUUCUCUGAACGUUUGACAUCAUGCUGAGAUCCUUGCUGCUCUUGUGCUGGGCCACGACAAUUAUGUCAGUUGAUGAGCCAAAGGACCUUAUUACCAAAGAUACAAGUGUUUCUGUCAAUCCAACCAGCCACAACACAGCUGUAAAUCUCAAGUCAAUGCUUGAACCUAAAUCAAAUAUAGAAACAAAUAUUCACUUGGUAUCUUCGAAAAAUGAACAUACACUAAAUAAUUCUAUAUCAAACACGGUCAUUUCAUCAACUACAACUUUGACUACGUCAACCACAAUUCUGAAGACUACAACACCUUUAUCGACUACAAUAACUUUGCCAACUACACCCGAAUCAACUACAAUUUCAACGCCUAUAUCUACUACAACCACUAUUCCUACAGUGCCAACAACUCUGCUUCCUCCACCAAGUACUGGAAAAUGGAUAGUUCAAGAGAAUAAUACACUAUGUAUUGUCAUUCAAAUGGCUGUGCAAUUCAAUGUUUCAUAUACCAACGAUAAUGUAACAAUUUACAAAGUGAUGGACGUACCCAGCAAUGGUAUUGCAAUAGGAAAGUGUGGUAAAACUGAACAGAAUCUGACAUUAUCAUGGGAAUCACAAAAUAAUACCACCCAGAAUAAUUUCACGAUUCAUUUCGUGAAGAACGAAACAGAAAAAUAUUACUCUCUUCAUCACUUUGAGAUUUCUUUAGCGGCUGAAGAAUUUCCGAAUGAUAAAUCAAAUAAGACGGUGACUGUAAUACAUAUGACACCACAAUUCAAAACUGGAUUAAGCAACUCUUAUAAAUGUAUCAAGGAACAGCAAAUGAAUUUAAUCUUCAAGGGUAGUAAUGUAACUGUAGGGUAUCUGAAAGUAACCAAUUUACAGUUCCAAGCUUUCCGAAGUGAUAAUACUACUAUUUUUGGCUUAGCUAAAGACUGUUCGUUUGAUACGCCUGACAUCAUUCCCAUAAGUGUGGGUUGUGCAUUGGCGGGCUUAGUGAUAAUCGUAUUGAUCGCAUACAUAUUUGGCCGCAGACGAAGUCAAGCUCGCGGUUAUCUUAGUAUGUGAGUCGAGUUUCGUGAGGUUUUUUUCUUUAUUUUUUUUCUAUUUUUUUUAAUCGUUUAAUAUUUUUUAAUGCUAUUCUGUCUUAAAAUAGAGUCGAUUGUCUUAUUGAAAAUCUAUAUAGUUAUAUUUUGUGUUCUAUAGCCACAAAGGCUAUGAUACAUGUUAAGAAGAAAAAAAUAUAGUUUAUACGUUUGUAAAGUAUCGCAUCCGCGUGCAGCAAUAUUAGAAAAAAAAAGAUACGUAUUGCGAGACGGUUUAAAACGAUACAGGGUAAGUAAUAAUUUCGAAGUAACAUGCUGUAUUCUGCAAGGGCAAAUACUCUCUAAAUAUAAAUUUACAUAGUUAAUCGCGAGAUCUGCAUCGUAUCUAUGCUGUUUCAUUUUUGACUGGCAGCGAGUAUUGUUUGAUUUUUCAUAAAUAUUGUAGUACGGAAAGAGAAUAAGGAAAAUCUGAUAAAUAUGUAUAGCAUUGAAGUUAUGUUAAAUAUCCAUGCGCUAAACUCGCUGUUUCUUAUAACGGGAUAUAUUAUAAUGCAAAAUUU